Nicotiana attenuata is the source of this 1273-nucleotide messenger RNA. RefSeq lists its product as uncharacterized. NCBI's taxonomy places the organism in Eukaryota, Viridiplantae, Streptophyta, Magnoliopsida, Solanales, Solanaceae. The coding region runs from base 103 to 852 and encodes 249 amino acids. The transcript has a single exon. The record is from RefSeq and is a predicted model, not a curated record.
ACCCAAAAUCUUUUUCCAUAACUCCACCUGCAUUUUGCAGGGGAGGUAAUUGUAUUGUCGCCGUUUUUAACCCUCACUAACAGGAAAAAGCUCUUCCGAAGAAUGACGGAAGGCGUAUUCACCAUCACAGCAACUGACAACGACAACAGCAGAUCCCAAGCGUCUAUAAUUUCCAAUUACAAUAUUGACACCCGCAAUGAUGUCGUCGAACAACCCCUGCAGCCUAACGGCGUCAUUAAUAACGGAGAGAGGCUUACCGAUGACGUAAUGAGGAAGAAGAAGAAGAAGAAGCCAGGUGUAUUUGGCUUGUUCAAAGCUGCAAUGUUCGUGUUGCGCCAUGGUACAAAAGGAAAGCAGAAAGCAGCUCAGGUAGCUGUAUCAUCCACCAAGGGAGAUUGGAAGAAGCUGGUGGGGUCCAUGCGACCUCUGCAUCUCCAGGACAACAAUAGUCGUACGCCGUCCCAGACGGCCUACGACUACUGUGCCACCGCAUCGCCCUCAGCUCUGUCGUGUAGCGGAACCAUGAGCCAGUAUGCUUCGGCAAAUGAUCUCCAAGCACUGGAUGUCCCUGCUGCUGCACCCUCAAUUACCGACAGCAUGAGCCAGUACGCUUCAGCAAACGAUCUCCAAGCACUGGAGGCCUCAACUUCCUCUGGCACCAUGAGCCAGUAUGCUUCCGCAAACAAUCUCCAAGAACUCGAUGACGAGGAGGAAGAAGAGGAUCCUGACCAGGUCUUCGAUGCUAUUGGUGCUGACGACAUGAUCGAUGCCAAGGCCGAGGAGUUCAUCCUUCAGUUUUACCAACAGAUGAGGCGUCAAAACAUUGACUCAAUGAGCGGCCAAUUCAAUUAAGUAUUUAACUCAAACACAAUGAAAAAAAAGAAAAUAGAAACAAGGUCAAGAAUAAAUAAGGCUAUACAUACGUGGACUUUUUAUGCAUGCACGCCCGCGGCUGGCUCAUGAAUGAUCGACGUGCAUGCAUUUAUUAGUCCAAUUAUAUACAUGUUAUAUGAAAGAGUCACCAAAGGAUGAUCGAAGAACAGACUAAUAAAUAAAGCAUUCAUCAUAAGAUUUCUUAUAUGUAUUCUAUUAUAUGCAGGCGAAAUAUAUGUAUGAAUUGCUAUAUAUACAAAGACAAGAGGAACGUAACAAGGAAUGAGUAUUCUAUAGCCAGUUCAUUUUAUAUAUCUUGCUUUAAUUUACUGCAAAAUUUUCUGUAUUCUUAGGGUGUACUUUGAGUUAAGGCGUUAUAUAUUUGAUCACUAGUUGUAGA